Thyridium curvatum is the source of this 1416-nucleotide messenger RNA. RefSeq lists its product as uncharacterized. The record is from RefSeq and is a predicted model, not a curated record. The transcript is spliced from 3 exons. Bases 1 to 1416 code for a protein of 471 amino acids. Gene Ontology annotation, biological process: lipid metabolic process. NCBI's taxonomy places the organism in Eukaryota, Fungi, Ascomycota, Sordariomycetes, Thyridiales, Thyridiaceae.
AUGGCGCCCUCAGCAGGCUCUACCACGACGAUGGUAUCCGUCCCUCCCCGUGAGGGCGCGGGCCCAGAUCUGGAAUCGCUCAUCGUCUACGAUGCCAAGCUGACCAUCGCGGACCGGAUGAUCCUAAAAAGUCUGGCGCAAGAUAUUCGGGAGGCGCAUCUCGGUGCCCCACAAUCAAACGGCCAUGUGUCAAAGGAUGACGGUGCCCGGCACCGUGCCUCCAAGGAGCGUGCCGGUGACGAGCCGGAAGAAGCAACGGCCGUCCGAAAAAGAGAAGAGAAAGUGCAAGCUGCCAUCGAUGGCCUGAACAACCCAGAGCACCCUGACUUUGAGACCAGCGUCAUCUGUACCACCGACCUGCGGGACAUGCAGCUGCCGCCCGUCAUUGACCGCUACUUGCUUCAGCCAUACGUCCGCGUGGCUCAGUCUAUAGUCCGCCACAAGACGGACGUGAUCAUGCUGACUCAUCUCAUCCUCUACUUCACCACCCUGGUGCCCAGCGCCAUCCUGCUGUUCAGGCACUUCACCUGGUACCACGGCGUCAUCCACAUGCUGAUGCAGGGCUACUAUGUCGGCACGUACACCCUCAUGCGCCACCAGCACAUCCACAUGCGCGGCGUGCUCAACAAGCGGUUCGGUUUCUUUGACCACACCUUCCCUUACAUACUAGACCCCCUGAUGGGCCAUACCUGGAACUCGUACUUCUACCAUCACGUCAAGCACCACCACGUCGAGGGCAACGGGCCGGACGACCUGUCCUCGACGCUGCGGUACCAGCGCGACGAGCUGCUCCACUUCAUGCACUACGUCGGCCGCUUCUGGUUCCUGAUCUGGUUUGACCUGCCCCUCUACUUCUGGCGCAAGCGGAGGUACGUGACGGGCCUGAAGGCCGUGUCGUGGGAGUUUGGGAGCUACGGCAUGAUGUACCUGAUGUGGACCAAGGUCGACGCCAGAGCCGCCUUCUGCGCGCUCAUCCUGCCCUUCGCCCUGCUGAGGAUCGGCCUGAUGGUCGGCAACUGGGGCCAGCACGCCUUUGUGGACAACGAGGACCCGGACUCGGACUAUCGGUCGAGCAUCACGCUGAUCGAUGUCGCGAGCAACCGUUUCUGCUACAACGACGGGUACCACACCUCGCACCACCUCAACCCCCUCCGCCACUGGCGCGAGCACCCCAACUCGUUCAUGCGCAGCAAGGACACCUACGCUUCGCAGCACGCGCUGGUCUUCCACAACAUCGACUACAUCAUGAUCACCGUGCGGCUCAUGAUGAAGGACUACAUGACCCUGGCCAAGUGCCUCGUACCCAUCGGAGACCAGAUCCACCUGACGCUCGAGGAGCGAGCCGAGAUGCUCAAGAAGCAUACUCGGCGUUUCACCGAAGAGGAGAUCGCGGAGAAGUUCAAGCACAAGGCAUAG